GAGCGGCCUCACGGUAACCUUACCUUUAACUUAACCUAACUCGAUCUGCAACUUACUCCAACAUGCCGACAAACAAACGUCAUGUAAUCGAGUUGCCUUGAAUUAGACGUAAUAAAGUAGCAACUUUGUAGUAUUUCAGAGCCGCUCCAAUCAAGUUCGACAUGUCAAACGAAAUAAGUAACUCGCGUAGACAGCAAUUGGAAGAGCUGAAGAGCUUCACGGAUGCAGUUAAUAAAGAAAUUGUCGACAUCGUGGGGACCUUGGGGUGGACAGUGGAGAGCGUGACCAAUGUGGACAAGGAAUACUUCACCUGUCCGUAUGACUCGUCCCAUCGCUUAACGGAGGACUCUCUCAACGACCAUCUGGUCUCCUGUCAGUGGAAAGCCGAAGGUUAUGAGAAAUCGGACAUCCCUUUAUCGGAGCCAACCUUACCGGACGAUUCACCGUUCAGCAUAAAGUUUGAUGAACAACUGCAAGCUGAGGUUCUAAGGAGGGCCUGCGCGCAAAAUCCAACAAUGACAAUCGGUACGGGUGAGCGGUUAAUACCGCGUACAUCUGAUAGGCUUGUCACAGAUUUCACCAGCGAUGAGAAGAGAGCACUGUACGAUUACGUCAUCGCUCAUACCGAGAAACCAGAUAUUGGACGGGACAUCGCGGACAUUAAUAAUUUGAAACCACAAGAGAAGAAAGGCAACGAAUUAUCUUUUCUCGAGUUGUUAGUCCAGGAGCGUAACUUGAAGAGGCGUCGAGCAAAGCACAGAGGUGUUCACACGAAUAAGAAAUCUCACACUGAGAUACUCAGGGAAGUGAUUAAUCAGCAAAUGGAAACGUAUGCAGAAUGCAUUUCUGGAGCAAGUGAGCCUGCGCAAGCGGUAGAUGUCCAGAAUGUCAAAACGAAAGACUCGAAUCAUGAAACGAUGCAAGAGAGAGGGGAACGUUUAUAUAAAGUAUUUCAUAGUUCCUACGAUAAUUUUAAUUCUAGAGAAAAGAACGGUCAACAUUACGGUAAAAGGAAUGAUCUGAAAAGAGAGCGUUCGGAGGAAAGAAGGGAUCGCUCGAGGGAACGGGAUAAGCGGAAAAGAUAUUCGGAUGAAUGCAAUGAAACGUACAAAAAGCGCGAACACAGCGGACACAGAAAGUCGUCGAGAGACCAUUCCAAGGAUCGCAAAUCACACAAAAAGGACAAGCAUCGAAGUAAAAGCAAACAUAAGGAUAAACAUCACGAAAGGAAGCAUAAGUCUCGGGAUCGCGAUAGAUCAUCGGAGAGACAUCGUUCAAAGCACGGCGAUUACAAACGAAAAAUGAAAGACAAGGAGUAUUGAACGUUUUCGUAAAAUUAUUUAUAAUCAAAUUGUGACAAUAAGAAUGAAGUAACUAAAGUCUACUUCAAAAUUUGCGUAGUCCCGAAUGCAAAAAGUAUUUUUCAUUAUCGUUAUUUAAAUAUUUGUAAUACUUCUAUGUACGCUAAACACUUUUCUCAAUUACAAGCACAU
Molecule: messenger RNA, 1493 nt
Organism: Ooceraea biroi (clonal raider ant)
Lineage: Eukaryota; Metazoa; Arthropoda; Insecta; Hymenoptera; Formicidae
Product: U11/U12 small nuclear ribonucleoprotein 48 kDa protein
Cellular component (GO): U12-type spliceosomal complex; nucleoplasm; cytosol
Source: RefSeq, a predicted model, not a curated record